AUGGCAUGUCAUCGCAAAAUAUAUUCGCAGGAAGAGAAAUGGUCCGAUCUACCGUUACGUGGGGUCGCAUGUUGUGCUUAUCAUCAUCUCCGAAAAGGAGAAGUAGAUCUGGAACCAGGAGAACAGGUUGACAUACUCGAGGUAUUUGGGGGAUUCUCCCACGUUUUAAAGAAAAAUGGACAAGCUGGAUCGGUGCCAAGUUAUUUCUUGGAGCUGGUUGACAUACCAGGAGACACGCUGGCCGAACAGAUCGAAUAUCGUCGAAUGUGGCAUGCAAUUGUGGAUGAGGUUAUACCGACGGAUAGUCCUGUUACUCCGUUAUCUUCUGGAGAAGAAAUUCGUGCCGUUGUACCAAUAAUACCCGAUGGUCGACCUGUUUUUGUGAUCCCUUUAGCAGACGUAAAUGUCUGUGAAGGUGAUCGUGUCGUCCUUCGCCCUGAGAUCAGUUCAACAACGCCGUUUACUGUCACCUGGCGAGGUCCAGCAGUCGAAGCUGGACGGGCAGAAGUAAAGAGUGAUGGUGAAUCUACUAGUCUGAUUAUCAAGAAGAUUACUGCAUUGGAUUAUGGACCAUACUCCGUUGUGGCCAAGAACGAUUACGGUAUUGCUUCGUCAGUGUCAGUGGUCAAGGUGAUCACUCAUCCAGAUCCUCCGGUAUCCCUUGUUUGUGAACGUAUAGGACGAAAUGCAUUGCUUUUGACCUGGAAUCCGGGUUUCAGGAAAGGACUAUACUAUGGCGUAGAAUUCCAAAGUGAAGACAUGGGACAGUACCGGUGCGUUGCGUCUGCAUUGCGAACGACGACAAUCUCCUUACGUCAUUUCCGACCAGUUCGCUACCGUAUCAGGGUAUUUUCGUAUAAUUUCGGUCUACGUAGUCGACCAAGUAAGGAGGUGGAAAUCGAUUUCAGCAAGCGAAUUAGCCUUCUUGAGAAUGCCGCUGAGUUGUCGAAAUCGGUUGAGUUGGACGAAGUUUGUGGUCGAGGACGAUUUUGUACUGCUCACGACGGUACGCUUCUAAAAACUCAGCGAAACGUGUUGGUGAAAAUGCUUUUAGCGGAGGUGUCGAAGACUGAUGUCGAACGAGAGGUCGCUGUCCUGUCUGUAAUACACCAUUCGAGUAUGCCUCGACUGAAGGGUGUCUUCACUUCCGAUGGGCGGUACUGUAUUGCCAUGAAGAAAAUGCCUGGAGUGGGUAUCUCCGCCUACGUGGACGAGUUUGUCCAUAUGCAUGAUGAAAGUGGUGAACUUGAACGACUACUGCGGCAUCUUUCAAGCGAUAUUCUAGGAGCUCUUAGCUACCUUCAUGCCAGAGACAUUGUUCAUCUUGAUGUGAAGCCUUCAAAUCUUCUCGUCUCUGAUCACGUCUACCUGAUCGACUUCGGAUGUGCUCGAUUUGUCGACGACGAAGAAGCGUUGGCGUGGACUGACUCUGAUAAAAGCUAUUCCGCCCCUGAACGUAUCGCUGGGAAGCCGCCUUCUACCGCAUCAGAUAUUUGGUCUUUCGGUGCUGUUCUGUUUGAGUUAUGCUUUGGUGUUGCUCCACAUCAUAUGCUGCCUACACUGACUACAAAUCCUGAACAGAGAUCACCAGCAUUAUUAUCGUUUCUCAACGAGAAGAAUCCGUAUCUCCUUCCUACACUAGGCAACGUAACAUUCGUUCUAGAAAUGACGAGACCACUCGGGAACAAACCGGGAGAACCGCCGUUCCAAUUGAAGGUUGAACCCGAUACGAAAUUACUGUUCAAGUACAAAUUGAAUGAGCCUUGCACUAUCGAAAUGAAAAUCACGAAUACCACAAAAGAUCGACAAACGUUUAAGGUCAAAUGCACGGACAAUGAUAUCUUUCGAGUUCGACCACCGCUCUCGUUCGUUAAAGCUGAUGAAACAGCCGUAGUGAAGAUUGUUUUGACGGCAAAAACACCACCGGAAAACAAUCGGCAUUUCUUCGCCGUGUAUCACAUGAAAUGUCUCGAUGACACUGGAAAAACAGCUCGGCAAGUGUGGACUCCGGAUUCGAAAGCAGAAGGUGUAGCACGCAUCAUCGCAGUCUUCGAGCCAGUUGAUGCAGAAAAGAAGGAAGAGAAAGAAGGUGAAAAGAAAGAAGAAGAGAAGAAAGAGGAGAAGAAAGAAGAGAAGAAAGAGGAAAAGAAAGAGGAAAAGAAAGAAGAAAAGAAAGAAGAGAACAAGGAGGAAAAGAAGGAGGAAAAGAAAGAAGAAAAGAAAGAGGAAAAGAAGGAUUAA
Molecule: messenger RNA, 2241 nt
Organism: Haemonchus placei
Lineage: Eukaryota; Metazoa; Nematoda; Chromadorea; Rhabditida; Trichostrongylidae
Source: the annotation of a GenBank genome assembly